AUGCAUUCUGGAAUCGGACCAGCUGCAGACCUUGAGAAGUUCAAGAUUCCAGUAGUCCAAGAUCUCCCUGCUGUUGGCCAGGGUCUUCGAGACCACUACUUUGUUCCUCUGGAUCCAGCCGCCAUGGAGGCUGCGAUGAGACAGUGGGAGGAGAACAACACCGGUCCAUGGACCAGAUACAGCUGCCAGGUUGGAAGUGGCUGGUUCAAGUCAGACCGUAUUACCUCGACGCCCGAAUUCAAAGCACUUCCAGCAUCCGUACAAGAAUUCAUGAACCGCGAAACCAUCCCCCACUACGAGAUGAUCACUCACGUGCCCAUCCACUUCAUGAUGCCCGAUAUGUUCAAAGAGUACAGCUAUUUGGGUCUCGGGGCAUUCAUGAUGAACGAACAAUCCCGCGGUGAAGUGCGCCUGCAGUCCUCCGACCCAGACGUCCCGCUGCUUUUCAACCCGCGGUUCCUCGAGGAUCCCUUCGAUCGUCGCGCCUGCAUCGAGAUCUACCGACACCUACUAGAAGUUAGUAGACAGGAGUCCUUUGCGACGGACACUAUCUCUACGCUCAUCGGGCCCGCGUCUGAUUUUGGUGAGGACAUUCUCCGGUUCUGGAAGAACUUCCUCUCUUCUAGUUGGCACAUGACCGGCACAGCGAAGAUGGGCAAGGCUGAUGCCAGUGAUGCUGCUGUUGACACGUAUUUCCGCGUGCGGGGCAUUGAGAACCUCCGUGUUGCUGAUAUGAGUGUUAUUCCCAUUCUCAUUAAUAACCACACGCAGGCUACGGCUUACGUGACUGGUGUUACUUGUGCUGAGGUUCUUAUCAAGGAAUAUGGUCUUGAUGCACAGUAA
This is a messenger RNA of Penicillium digitatum Pd1, 843 nucleotides long. RefSeq names its product Glucose-methanol-choline oxidoreductase. NCBI's taxonomy places the organism in Eukaryota, Fungi, Ascomycota, Eurotiomycetes, Eurotiales, Aspergillaceae. Gene Ontology annotation, molecular function: oxidoreductase activity, acting on CH-OH group of donors; flavin adenine dinucleotide binding. The record is from RefSeq and is a predicted model, not a curated record.